AUGCGAAUCAUAAAGCAUGAAUCAAAUGACACUCCUUAUGCCAUCACUGCAUUGCUAGUAGAUGGUGUCACUCCAACCAGGCGUUUGGAGCAUCAUAUGUUUGAAUCAAUAGGCAUUCGAACAGAGCCUGCAAAUAGUGCUGAAGAAGCAAUGCAAAUUUUGUCGACUGGUGUCAACUUUGACUUCAUAUUUGUUGAUUUUGAUUUGCCGAUUACCAAUGGACCUCAGCUGAUGAGACAGAUACGUGCAAUGGGGAUUCGGAGCAAGAUGGUGGGGAUGUUAGAAAAUUACAUUAAUAAUCAAAAUCUGCAAAUGUUUCAACAAGCAAGAGCUGAUGCCUGCAUUACAAAACCCUUCAACCAAGAAAGCUUACAACACAUGAUUGGAAUCCUUCAACGCAUCUUAUGAAUGUAAUGUUGAAAUGUUAUGCUUAUG
This is a messenger RNA of Trifolium pratense (red clover), 435 nucleotides long. Its product is annotated as two-component response regulator 24-like. NCBI's taxonomy places the organism in Eukaryota, Viridiplantae, Streptophyta, Magnoliopsida, Fabales, Fabaceae. The record is from RefSeq and is a predicted model, not a curated record. The coding region runs from base 1 to 408 and encodes 135 amino acids. The transcript is spliced from 2 exons. Gene Ontology annotation, biological process: phosphorelay signal transduction system.